GGCUCUCAAACGCAACUCAGGCAUUCCGGUCAUCCACCCCGAGCGCCCGAGCAGAGGCACACCGAUCUCUGGCGGAGUCCUUACCGGAGACGGGCUUCGCGGGGUAAUCAAGAAGGCAGGCAGUAAACCAUCCCGGGUAUAACGAUGGAACCGUAAAAUAAAUACGGAAGGGGGGAACAGGCUGGCUGUCACUGCAGAGUGAUAGAGAGACACGGAGAAAGACGAGGAGACGAGAGAGGGAGAGAGGGGCUGUCUGCCUCCAUGUCUGCUCCUGUCCCUUCCACUCGGAGAUCUGCGUCUGGCUCUCGCAGACGGACAACUGCCCCAGUCAGCAACAGAGAUCCCCAUGGCAACGCCUCUCUCAGCAGCAGCAGCACUAACUCUGGCUCCUGCAAGGGCAGUGACUGCAGCCCCACCAAGGGGCGUCACAUGAAGGCAUACACCUCAUGUACAGAUAACCAUGGCAUUCGCCCCCCUCCCCCAGAGCAGUACCUCACACCCCUGCAGCAGAAAGAGGUGUGUAUCAGACACCUACGGGCCCGCCUCAAAGAAACCGUCGACAGGCUGCAGGACAGGGACUCUGAGAUCGAUGAGUUGAGGACCCAGUUGUCUCGUAUGCAGGAGGACUGGGUUGAAGAGGAGUGUCACCGCGUCGAGACCCAGCUGGCUCUGAAAGAGGCACGCAGGGAGAUCCAGCAGCUCAAGGAAGUGGUGGACGUGGUGCGCACCAACCUCAGCUCCAGCGACUCCACCGACACCAGCGUCCAGAAAUACUUCCAGGACAUCAACGUCCAGAACCACAAGCUGGAGACCCUGCUGCUCAGCAUGGAGUUGGCUCAGAACGGGGUGGCCAAGGAGCAAGAGGCUGCUGCUGCAGCACGAGGAGCGGCAGGGUGGGCUGGGGCUGGGAGGCCUGGGACUGCAGGGUCAUGGCCUGGAAGUAGUCCCGCUGCAUCAGGAACUGGAUGGGGUGGCUCCAAGAGUCUGUGUGGGUCUUGUGACAGCUCCCCCGCCCGCUCUCUGCCCCGUAGCUUCACCUACACCAAGCUGAGCGACCAUGCGCUGGCGGAUAAGAACGGGAACGGCCUUUCAAGGGAGGAGAACCAUGACAGUGGCUUUGUGUGCUGUGGGGAGAGUCACAGUGCAGCCAGCAGUCACAGUCACAGUCGCAGUGCAGCCAGCAGUCACAGGGAAAACCUGCUCCUGCAGGCAGCCUUCCUGUCUGAGGAGACAACCUCUCUGCUCAGCACCUACUCCCACCUGCCACACUUCUCCAACUACGACAAGCUGUGCUCCGGGAAGGAAAGGGUGGCGCCUCUGCGCUGUGCCAUGGGUGGGGCGGGCAGCGCCAGCCACCCCUGUCUGUCCCACCACCACCUGUACCUGCACCACCCCAGGGAGCAGGCCGUCCAGACAGAGAUCUGCUCCGUCCCCGUGGGGGUGGGCUACGCCUCUGACCUGGACACCAUUGUAGAGCGCACAUUCCGCUCUCAGGCCUGCAGCCCCACCUCCACCUGGGUCUCAGACGAGGGAGACGACCUGGACUCGGUUACCGCAACGUCAGUCACCACAACAACCCUCACAGCUACAACAAAGCCCGGUCCUGGCCCUCCGUUACCCAGCUCGUCCUGCCUUUCAGUUGAUAUGCCCUCCCUCUCAGUGGAGGAGGAUGGGGAGGCGGUGGGGGAGUUGGAGAGGCAGACAGAGGAGGUGUGGUCGGUGGAGGUGGAGGAGGUGAGGUCAGUAGAGGAGGUGAGGUCAGUGGAGGAGGAGGAGGUGAGGUCAGUAGAGGAGGAGGAGGUGAUGUCAGUGGAGGAGGUGGAGGUGAGGUCAGUGGAGGAGGAGGAGGUGAGGUCAGUGGAGGAACGGCCCCACACCUCCCAGCCCAGGAGAAGUUUGUUGCAGCAGGAGGAGAUCGCUGGGGUGACGGUGGUGGAGGUUGAUGAUGAUGAAGAUCAGGCUCAGGGAGCAGUAGGGGGAGAAGAGGAGUCUACCUCGUCUGGGUCUGGACCAGUAGUGAAGAGCUACUGGAGCCGCCACUUCCUGGUUGACCUGCUGGCGGUGGCGGUACCCGUGGUGCCCACGGUGGCAUGGCUGUGCCGGGGGCCGCGGGGCGAUGCCCUGCCCAUUUACCACUUCGGCUCCCUGCUGCGUGGCUGCUGCACCGUGGCCCUCAGCUCCCUGCGCAGGGCCGGGGGCGUUAGGCACUACCCCGCAGGCACGGGUGGGGGAGCCAUGGGAGGCACAGAGAUCUGAGACAGGCCCCAUGACACCCUGGGAGCUGCACACACACAACCCUGCCCUCUCUGGUCCUGGGUCGUCCUGGGUAAAGGAAUGAGGGGAAGAAUGAUUCUGAAGACAGGACAGCCUCCUAACAAACCUUAUAACUCUCUCCUUUGAGCCUGGCUCCUGGUGACCUCUUCCACCUCCUCUGCUGGACUGAGAAGAGACACCAGGAUGUGUUGAAGUGACACUGAAUGGUAGAACUGAAUGAUUGAAUGGACACUGAAUAACCUGAGGGUAUGAUUGAUGCUGAUUCUAACUUCUCUCUCUAGUGUGCAGGGAGACUGAACGGUCUGUCAGUCUCUGUGGGUCUCUUCAUUGGUUCAGUUCAAUUUUGACUCGUGGUGUGUAAGUAUAUGUGCACACGACGUGUGUGUGUGAGUGUGUUGCGUGUGUUCUUCUCUGUUGUGUUGAUGUGUAGCCAAAGCACCUGGAUGUCUGAAGGCAAUCACAGCCAUAGCUGUGCAGUAGAUGUUAUGCUCAUUUAGGAGUGAAUUAUGGGACAUAUGGCCUUUCCCCCCUAAAGGUACCAGGCAAGCUGCUGCUGUACAUUUCUGCUUCCUGUCACUGGUGUCCUAGAUUAACAAUCACUCUUGUAGCAUUCAGUCCAUGUCCACGGUCCAAGAGUUUGUCAUUCCAGACCCAUGAACCGGAAACAUUUCAAGAAGGAAUCAUUUAAAGAGAUAAAAUUAUUCAAAACAAAGUUUAUUGUCCUGUUAAAAAUAGGGAAAAAAGUAUUAUGGACUUGGUGUGAGGAUUGUCACGGUAAUCUGUUGCUAUUUGAAUGUUUGCAUUGAAAUCAAAUUAUGACUGAGUUGGCAGGAUUUUAGUGUCUUGUUAUUUUGGGCUGUAAUGAAUGUAAAGUCGUUGAGAUGUAAAAUAAUUGAAAGGCUGAGCAAGCAGACGCUGUACUGUAAUGGUAUUAGUCUUUGUUAGGGACUAAUGAGCUAACUGAUGUCCUAAAGAUUGUGAUGCAACCAGCAAGAACAGUCCUUUGAGUUGAAGUAUAUUGAGUUGUUCAGAGAGGAACCAGGAAUAGAUCUUGUAAUUUCUUUAGUCAUCCAUUCGCCAUUUUGUUCUGCACUAUUAUUCACUUUAUGAAGUUAGGCAAUUCCCUUUUCCCCAAUUGUUUGAAGUCAAGUUUGUGUUUCCAAAGUCUAAUACGUCCAAUUUUUUUACCCCUUUUUCUCUCCAAUUUCGUGGUAUCCAAAUUGGUAGUUACAGUCUUGUCUCCUCGCUGCAACUCCCGUACAGACUAGGGAGAGGCGAAGGUCGAGAGCCGUGUGUCCUCCGAAACACAACCCAACCAAGCCGUACUGCUUCUUGACACACUACCCACUUAACCCUGAAGCCAGCCGCACCAAUGUGUCAGCGUGCACUGCGCCCGGCCCGCCACAGGAGCCGCUAGUGCGCGAUGGGACAAGGACAUCCCUGCCGGCCAAACCCUCCCCUAACCCAGACCAAUUGUAAGCCACCCCGUGGGUCUCCCCGUCGCGAACCCAGAAUCUCUAGUGACACAGCUAGCACUGCAAUGCAGUGCCUUAGACCACUGCGCCACUCGGGAGGCCUUAUGUCCACAGUUUUGCAUCAGAGGUUUUUUUUUGUGUGCAAUAUCAUUGUGAUAUUCUAUAACUAUUCCAUAACUGUAUUAUGGAAUACGUUUCCAAAG
Salmo salar (Atlantic salmon) is the source of this 3952-nucleotide messenger RNA. NCBI's taxonomy places the organism in Eukaryota, Metazoa, Chordata, Actinopteri, Salmoniformes, Salmonidae. The record is from RefSeq and is a predicted model, not a curated record.